Molecule: messenger RNA, 1288 nt
Organism: Camelus dromedarius (Arabian camel)
Lineage: Eukaryota; Metazoa; Chordata; Mammalia; Artiodactyla; Camelidae
Gene: SATL1
Product: spermidine/spermine N1-acetyl transferase like 1
Exons: 6
Coding region: 1-1158 (385 amino acids)
Molecular function (GO): diamine N-acetyltransferase activity; spermidine binding
Source: RefSeq, a predicted model, not a curated record
AUGAACCAAUCAAUCACAAGCCUACCAGACUUUAACCAACCAGGCGUCAGACAACCAGGCAUGAACCAAUUAAGCAGGAGCCAACCGGACACAAACCAACAGGGCAUGAAGCAACCAGGCAUGUGGCAAUCAGGCCCAUGCCAAAUAAGCACAAGGCAACCUGGCACGUGGCAACAAGGCCGAAGCCAAUCAAUCAUGAGUCAGCCAGGCACGAGGCAAGCAGGCAUGAGACAAUCAGACCUGAGCCAAUCAAGCAUGAGCCUACCAAGCCUGAGGCAACCAAGCCUGAGCCAAUCAGGCGCAAGUCAACCAGGACCAAGCCUAACAGGCAUAAGCCAAACAGGCAGGAGCCAACCAGGUAUGUGGUAUCCAGGCCCAAGCCAAUCAGGUGCAAGUCAACCAGGCCCAAGCCUAUCAGGCAUAAGCCAAACAGGCAGGAGCCAGCCAGGUAUGUGGCAUGCAGGCCCAAGCCAAUCAGGCGCAAGUCAACCAGGCCCAAGCCAAUCAGGCAUAAGUCAAACAGGCAGAAGCCAACCAGGCAUGUGGCAACCAGGCCCGAGCCAACCACAUCUCAGCCAACCAGACAUGAGGCAACCGGGCAUGAGGCAACCAAGAGGGAGCCAAUCAGGUGUCAAGCAAUCAAGCUUGAUUUCUUUCCGAGUAAGACCUGCGGAGGCUCAAGACUGCCUGGAAAUCCUGCGUCUAAUUAAAGAAUUGGCUGCCUGUGAAAACAUGGUAGAUGCAGUGAAGUUAACAGCAAAGGAUUUACUCAGGGAUGGCUUUGGAGAAAAUCCCCUUUUCUACUGCCUGAUCGCAGAAGUACACACUCAUCAAAAACCAACAAGUAAAGUGACUGUUGGAUUUGCCAUGUACUACUUUACAUACGACCCCUGGAUUGGCAGGUUACUUUACCUAGAGGACUUUUAUGUCAUACAAGCUUACCGAGGUCUAGGUAUUGGAGCUGAAAUGCUGAAGAGGCUAAGUCAGAUAGCCAUCAGAAGCCAAUGUAGCUGCAUGCACUUUCUUGUCGUCAUUUGGAACCAGGCUUCUAUUGACUACUACACUCGUCGAGGGGCUUUAGACCUUUCCUCCGAGGAGGGCUGGCAUCUGUUCAGGUUUAACAGGGAAGAACUCAUGGACAUGGCGGGGGAAGAGUGAAAGAUGACUCAUCACACUUUCCCACAACAUAGGCUCCAACAUUUGAAUGUCACCUGAGCCCAACAGCAGUUUGACUUUGAGUGUUGUACAAUACAGCAAGUGACGAAACUCUGGUUUGAGCAGAUCUUUU